Molecule: messenger RNA, 942 nt
Organism: Cucurbita pepo subsp. pepo (vegetable marrow)
Lineage: Eukaryota; Viridiplantae; Streptophyta; Magnoliopsida; Cucurbitales; Cucurbitaceae
Gene: FUS9
Product: Ubiquitin-conjugating enzyme family protein
Source: RefSeq, a predicted model, not a curated record
UAAUUUGGAAGUAUAAUCACCCUCCAUCAAACUCAAUGUAAGUCGUGCAAUUGGGGAAAUUUAUAAUCAAAUGGUCAGGUUUGGUUCCCAAAAUCUGAAUCCAAUGGUGGGAAAUCGCGACCACCGCCCGCAACAGCCUCUGUUUGGUGGGGGGAGAUCGUCUUCGUCGACGUCCUUAGCGCCUCCAACUUCAUGGGCGUCCACAACCUCCGUUUCUGCUUCAGGGAAGAGAAUUCAAAGAGAAAUGACUGAGUUUAACUUGGACCCACCUUCCGAUUGCUCCGCCGGGCCAAAGGGCGACAAUCUUUACCACUGGUUCGCUACCAUCUUUGGCCCUCCUGGAACACCAUAUGAAGGUGGCAUAUUUUUCCUGGACAUAAUUUUUCCAAGUGAUUAUCCAUUCAAUCCUCCAAAGGUUGUAUUUAAAACCCGAAUCUACCACUGCAAUGUCGAUUCCUCCGGUAACGUAAGUUUGGACAUUUUGAAGGAUAGCUGGAGUCCUGCGUUAACAAUUGCAAAGGUGUUAAUUGCAGUGAAAUCAAUUUUUACAAACCCCAACCCUUAUGAUCCAAAUGCACCUGGUGUUGCUCACUUGUACUUGGCAGACAGAGCUAAACACGACGAGAUAGCUGCUGAGUGGACGCUACGUUUUGCAAAGUGAAUGGAACCUCAAACAAGCAACAGUGAUGGAUAUGAUUUUGGCAAGGAGUUAUGAAGAACAGUGGAAAGCAAAUGUAGAGACGAGGACAUGGAAUGGAAUACUACAACUGUGGAUAUUAUGAAUGAUUUGUAGUAGCCCCUUUGGAAUUUAGGUGUCUGUCAUAUGCGUAUGUAAUAUAGUGUUCUCUUGUGAUGAUUCGGAAGGAUUCUAUAGCUAUCAAGUUUUGUAUUUAUGACUAAGUUGAGAUUUGAAUACCAAAAAACUGAUAUCUUCAUUGGUCA